AUGGGUAAUUGUCCUCCUGAACAUAAUUCGACCAUAAUAACAGAUGUCGGCCAUAAAAGUCUUGAUCCAGCGUGUAACGGUGAACGAAUGUGGACAACAUUUUUAUUUUCAUCUUUAUUUACAUUAUUUGGUGGUUAUAUUAUCAUUCUUCUCUAUGAUUUAUCAAAAGCUGCUGUCAUUAAACAAAGAAGAUUAAAAUUAGUUCGUUAUAUCAAAUAUUUAGGAAGAAUGAAUGAUGAAUUCGCAACAUAUUAUCGACCAACUCAUUCGACAAAUGAGACAAAUUCAGAUGAUGAUUAUUUUAGUUGGUUAACAGCCAUUAAAGAAUGGGAAAAUAAUCUAAUUUCAGGACAAACAAAAAUGGGAAAAGCAUUGUUUACCGCAUCUCAACAUAAACGUCGAUUUUGGUUUAGUUUAUAUGCUGUUGUUGACAUGUUUACUAUUCCACCAUCAUUUGUUGCACUCUAUCUUAAUCGAAAUUGGAUUGGUUUUCGUUUCUUACGUGCUAUUCGUAUAAUGAAUAUGCCUGAUAUAUUGCAAUAUAUGGGUGUAAUCGAACGUCCAAAAGCCAUACGAAUUGUUCAAUUAGCAUCAAAAUUUAUUGCUGUUUGGUUUGCGGCUGCCGGAGCUGUUCAUCUGGUGGAAAACAGUGGUGAUUUCUUUUGCGAUUUUCGUAACGCUCAUGAAUUAGAUGUAUUUAAUGCCAUCUAUCUUAUGAUUGUUACAAUGACAACGGUUGGCUAUGGUGAUAUAUUUUGUAAAACAUAUAUUGGUAAAUUAUUUAUGCUCUUCUUUUUGAUCGGUGGUUUGGGAUUUUUUGUGGCCAUGAUUCCAGAAUUUUCGAAUUUGUUCGGUGCAAGUGGACAAUAUUCUGGACGUUAUAGAAUUGUUAAAGGCAAAAGACACGUGAUUCUGUGUGGAAAUGUGACUGCUCAUUCGAUGACAACAUUUCUCAAGGACUUUUUACAUAAAGAUCGUGAACAAGUCGAUGAAUUGGACGUGGUUAUUAUUAAUAAACGAACGCCUGAAAUUGAAAUGGAAGCCUUGUUAAAACGUUAUUAUGCAAAAGUAAAAUAUUUUGUUGGAACCGUGAUGAAUAUAGCAGAUUUACAACGGGUGCAAGUUGACAAAGCUACAGCAUGUCUGAUUAUUGCUGAUAAAGAAUGUGCUGAUCCAGAUGGUGAAGAUUCGGCCAAUAUAAUGAGAGUAAUUAGUUUAAAAAAUUUUAAUCAAAGAAUUAGAAUAUUAUUACAACUUUUACAAUACAGUAAUAAAAUGAAUGUUGCAUCAAUACCGGGUUGGUCUGCAAAACAUGGUGAUGAAAUUAUCUGUAUAGCAGAACUAAAAUUAGGUUUAAUUGGACAAUCUUGUAUUGUACCCGGUUUUUCAACAAUGAUGACGAAUAUCUUUCGAGUAUCAGCUUACAAAACGAAAGUAUUACAAGAACAAACUCAAAUAUGGCCAUGGCGAGAAUUGUAUCAUCGGGGAGCCGCAAUGGAAAUGUAUCUCGAAGAAUUACCACGUUCAUUCUAUGGAAAAUCAUUUCCAGAAGUUGCACUAACUUGUUUUAAACUACGUGUCAUGUUACUAGCAGUUGAAAUGAAACAAAUUGAUGUUGAAAGUGGUUUACAUCGAACUGUGGUCGAAGUAGCACCUCAAGAUAAUUGUAUUAUUUUGUGUGGAACGCGAGCAUUUAUGGUUUGUAGUUCAAGUGAAGAUGCAAAACGAAUAAAAUAUUAUUGUUCAAUAUGUUAUCCAGACCUUGAUCAUCUAACCGAUGCACAAGUUAGACGAAUGAAAAAAUGUGUUCAUGCGCAUGAAAUCGAUGCUGCUCGUAAUGAUCAAUCAUUAUCUCCCUAUCAACAACACGGUUCAAAUAUUAAACAAGCUUUAAUACGUUUAGUUGAAGGAGAUGUACGUCGUCCACUAUUAAGUCAAGAUAUAGAGAAAGAACAUGAAACAAUUGUCUAUAACGAUUUACCCUCCGUCAAAGAUAUAGAAAAUUUCGAUUCAACAGGAAUGUUUUAUUAUUGUUCACCUCGUCGAAUUCAAGAAGCUGUACUUAAUAAAGAAACAUUACGUGAACGACGUUUGGCUUUUCGUCGUCAAAGUAUAUACUUAAAUACUUUACCACCGAAUAAUUCAAAAUGCAAUUUUUCUCCACUAUUAUCAACUCAUCCAGUUCAUUUUCAUGAUCAUGUUAUUGUAUGUUUGCAUGCCGAUUCAACAUCACCUUCAAUUGGUUUACGUAAUUUUGUUAUGCCACUACGUGCUAGUAGUUUUCAACGAUCAGAAUUAGUAACAAUUAUAUUUGUUACUGAUCUCAAAUAUAUUGAAAAUGAAUGGAAUACUCUAGCAACAUUUCCAGAUAUUUAUAUUUUAAAUGGUUCUCCAUUGGAUCCUUAUAAUUUAAAAUUGAUUAAUAUUCAAGAAUGUCGAAUAUGUGUAGUUAUUUCAACAUUAGAUCGUGGAAAUUCUGAUACCUACUUAGUUGAUAAAUCAUCAGUCUUAUGUACUUUAAAUAUUCGACAAAUUGAAAUGAAAUCGGCACCACAUCUGUCAACAUUCAAUAUUUUACAGCCAUCAUCAGCUGAUUUGAAUGCAACAUUACUUAACACAAUAAAAACAAUUACAACACUAACUAUUGAUUCAAAUGUACAGUAUGUUGAACAAGGUGACACUGAUGAAGUUGAAUUAGAAUUUUUUUUAACCACUCCAUUUGCAUCGGGCGCCGCGUUUGCUGAUAGUGUACUCGAUUGUAUAUUAAGUUGUGCCUAUUAUAAUGAUAAUGCUGUUAAUUUAUUGAGAAAUAUAUUGACGGGUGGUCUCGAUUCUCAAUUAGAAGAAAUAUUAGCGGAAGGGGGUGGAUUUUCACAAUGUGAAUUACCUGAUAUUUUGAAAAAACGAAAACGUGCUAGAGUGGCUAUGUUAGAAAUUCAAGAACUCAUACCAGAUAUCUAUACAAGACAAAGUCCCGUAACAUUUAGCACAUUAUUUUGUGAAUCAAUGCAACGUUCUAAUAUUAUUUGUAUGGGUAUUUAUACAUUAAUGGAUGUUUUACUUCGAAAGGAGCCAAAUUUAAUGGAUAAAAAAAAUUAUGAACAAGUACGUUAUACGGGUCAUAAACGAAUUGUUAUUUGUUAUCCACCAUACAAUUAUCACAUUGAUCCAUCUGAUAUGAUCUAUGUGAUGCAAAAUUCCCAGCCAAAUGACUUAUAUUCUCAAGUGGAUUUAGAAGCAAAAAAUUGA
Didymodactylos carnosus is the source of this 3249-nucleotide messenger RNA. The record is from the annotation of a GenBank genome assembly. Lineage: Eukaryota; Metazoa; Rotifera; Eurotatoria; Philodinida; Philodinidae.